UUCAAACAAAAGAACCCAAUCCCAAAUCCCACUCUCUUUUCUCUCUCUAUAUCUCGCGCGCACGCUUUUUUCAGGAAACCCUCGCCGACCGGAGCUCCUACUGCCGUCGCCUGAAUCUCAAUCGGCCAUCAUAGUCGCCGUUGAAGUUCCAUGGAAGAAGAAGUGGCAAGCGUCUGUUCAAGUGUGGAGGUGGAUGGAGAUAUUAUUGAGAUUGAAAUGAAUAAAGGAAGUGUGGAGCUAAAUGAAGCAAAUAUUGAGAAUGAAAUGGGGGAAAUGGAAAAUGCAGAAGACAAUGUUGAGGACCCCAAGUUGGGAAUGGAAUUUAACUCCAUUGAUGAGAUUUAUAACUAUUACAGAAGAUAUGCCAAGCAAAAUGGUUUUUCCGUGUCUAAAAGAACCUGCAAAAAGGGUGAUGAUGGGAAGACGAAGUAUGUAAGUGUUUCCUGUAAUCGUGCUGGUAAGCCAAGGAUCAGACCAAGCAACUCAAUUAGACUUCGAAAGCAAACAAAAACGGGUUGCAAAGCUGGUCUUAAUGCAGUUUUGCGCCCCAAUGACAGGUGGGUAUUGAACUCCUUUGUACUUGACCACAACCAUGAGUUGAGUCCAGGCAAAUGUAAGUUUUACAAGUGCAACAAGAUACUUCAACCGCAUGUGAAAGGGAGACUUGAAUUAAAUGAUGGAAUUGAUAGUGGAAUGAACAAGAACUCGAAUUCAAUUGUGCGCGAGGCAGGGGGGCAUGAGAAUAUGCCAAUUCUAGAGAAGGACUGCAAAAAAUUUGUCAAAAAAACUGGACACUUGCGGCUUGGUGAAGGAGAUGCUACUGCAAUGCACGAUUAUUUUUUGAAAAUGCAAGUUGACAAUUCAGAUUUCUUCUACGCAAUGGAUUUCAAUGAAAAGGGUCGACUAAGGAAUGUGUUUUGGGCCGAUGCAAGGAGUAGGGCGGCAUUCAAAGAAUUUGGUGACGUGGUUACAUUUGACACAACAUGCUUGGUGAACAAAUAUGACUUGCCAUUUGCUCAUUUUGUAGGGGUGAACCAUCAUGGGCAAUUGAUGUUGUUAGGGUGUGCACUCAUCUCACAUGAAGACACAGAAACAUUUACAUGGCUAUUCCAGUCUUGGCUUGCAUGCAUGUAUAGAUGUUCUCCAAUUGCAAUAAUUACAGAUCAUGACAUAGCUAUGAAAAAGGCCAUAGAGAUUGUUUUCCCUAAUGCACGACAUCGGUGGUGCUUGUGGCAUAUCAUGAAAAAGUUGUCCGAGAAAUUGAGUGGGUAUGAACAAUAUGAAUCCAUGCAAUUGUGUAUGCAAAAAGUAGUUUAUGACUCAUUAACGAAGGAAGAAUUUGAAGAAAAUUGGGCCAAGUUUAUUGAGAAUCAUCAACUUAAAACCAAUGAAUGGCUACUUGGGUUGUAUGAUGAGAGGCAUCGAUGGGUGCCUGCAUUUGUAAAAGAUUUAUUUUGGGCAGGAAUGUCAGCCAUACAGCAAAGUGAAAGUAUGCCCACGUUCUUUGAUGAGUUUAUCAACUCGAAGACCACGUUGAAACAGUUUUUGGAGCAAUAUGACAAUGCUUUGGCAAAAAAGGUGGAAAAUGAAAAUAGUGAAGAAUUUAAAUCUUUCAACUCGUACAUCCCAUGCAUAACACAUUAUGAGUUAGAGAAGCAAUUCCAGAGUGCUUAUACGAUGGCAAAAUUUGAAGAGUUUCAGCAGGAGUUAAUAGGAAAGAUUUAUUGUUAUUUGUCUUCACGUAAAGAAGGUGGUGGAUUUGUAGAAUAUGAAGUUGAACAAGAUGUAUCAUUUGAAGAAAGUCUUCAGCGUGCAAUUUUCAAUGUUUCUUUUAAAGAAGAAACCAGUGAAGCUAAUUGUACUUGUCGGUUGUUUGAGUUUAAGGGAAUACCAUGCAGACAUCAAAUUAUGGUAUUUUUGCAAAGGGGGAUUCAUCGAAUACCAAACAAAUACAUUUUAAAAAGAUGGAACAAAAAUGUAAAAAGGAGGCACACUAAAGUUCGAAUCUGUUAUGACAACUCGUCUCUCAAACUUGAAGCACGUCGCUAUGAUAAAAUGUGCAAUGCCUUCUAUGAGGUUGCCGAUUUGGCAGCAGAUUUUGAAUAUAGGUGUGAAAAGGUGAUGGCACAUUUACAUGAACUAAAAGAGGACUUCAAAGAAGUUGAAGUUGUUUCCGGAAGCAAUAAACAUGUUUCUAUGGUUACUCAUAAUGAGUCAACCUCACAAGGGGAUGGUAUUGUAAUUUCAAAAGGAAGCACAAACAUACUUGAUCCAUUGACUGUUCGUCAAAAGGGGCGACCACCGUGCAAGAGGAAGCAAUCCAAGGUUGAAAAAGUUAUCAAGGAAAAAAAGGAAGGAAAAAAGAAGCUGAAGACCACAACUACUGAGGGAAAUAUAGAGAAGAAUAACAAUGAUGAUGGUAAUUUGCACGGUACAACUUCAACUAUUGGAUUUGUUGCCCCUGGUACACAAGAAACUAUUCACCGAAAUAAAUCUGGAAUGAAACAGUCGCAACUUGUUGGUGGAAUCAGUUAUGACUUGGUGUUGCCAAACGUGAUUGGCCAUCCAAGCAUCACUGCAAUGAGACCACAUCUUGGGCAGAAUAAUAUGCUACAAGGGUUUGGCAUGCACCCAUUCAUGCGUGUAUCUUCCUUCACUUUUUUGUUAGGGUCAUAAUCAUCCAUCUCCAUAUUGGAGGGCAGGACAAUCAAGUUUCAUCCACAUGGUGAAUGCACAAGCUAAAAAUCCAAGAUUGCAUGAAAAUGGUAAAAGUGAAAAAAGUUGACAUAUUAGUUGUGAUGAAGAUUAUGCACAAACAUGGAAGCUAUUUGGAUCUGAUGAUGUAACUGCACAAUGUUCACUGAAGUGUUUGAUGUACUUGCUAAUGUCACUGAAAGUUUGAUGUAAAUGCUAACUAUGGUUGAGACUUUUCUCGUGUUUUCUCUCGUUGGACUCUUCAUCUGAUUGAGGUCCAGAAUCUGAUGGAGUGCUGGAUAUAGAUAUUGUAACUUCAAUGUUUCAUGUUGGACAUCCCUGUCCGGGUACCUUUAUUAAGUAAAUGGAGCUUUUGUGAAGAGCUAGCCUGUUGCUUCUUUUUGUAUAUAUAUAUAUGUGUGUGUGUGUGUGUGUGUGUUUGGAAGUAACAAGAACGGUCAAUUGUUGAGUAGUGAACGGUGCGUGGUCUAGGGUGUUCAAUCUCCUUUCUUUUAAACUGUUUUGAAAUGGUUGUAGAUGUUUCUCCAGUUGAUUAUGGAAUUUGUAGUGUUCACUGUGGUGUUACCAA
This is a messenger RNA of Camellia sinensis, 3283 nucleotides long. Its product is annotated as protein FAR1-RELATED SEQUENCE 6. Gene Ontology annotation, biological process: regulation of DNA-templated transcription. Lineage: Eukaryota; Viridiplantae; Streptophyta; Magnoliopsida; Ericales; Theaceae. Gene Ontology annotation, molecular function: zinc ion binding. The record is from RefSeq and is a predicted model, not a curated record.